Syzygium oleosum is the source of this 1309-nucleotide messenger RNA. RefSeq names its product putative F-box protein PP2-B12. Lineage: Eukaryota; Viridiplantae; Streptophyta; Magnoliopsida; Myrtales; Myrtaceae. The record is from RefSeq and is a predicted model, not a curated record. Bases 126 to 1145 code for a protein of 339 amino acids. Gene Ontology annotation, molecular function: protein binding. The transcript is spliced from 3 exons.
UCGGGCUCGGGGCGCACCGGGUAGUUGGCGGCCCGAGCCAGGGACCCAGAGGAAGACCAGCAAAAGCGACGACAAAAGCUGUGAAACUGUAAACAGCAUCUUUACUUCCGUGCUUCAUCGUGGCCAUGGCUGGGGCGGAGGCGGCGGUGAUGAGCAUCGGCAACCUCGGACUCGGAAUUCCGUCGUCCGAAUCGGAAACAAGAACGUCGGACCGAGGAGGUUCGAACGCCAUGGAUCACCCAAAGGAGGUGGUGGAGAUGGACGGCUUGCCCGAGGGGUGCGUCGCCCACAUCAUCUCCCUCACCACCCCUCGCGACGCCGCCCGCUGCUCCGCCGUCUCCCGCGCCUUCCACUCCGCCUCCGACUCCGACGCCGUCUGGCGCAAGUUCCUGCCCCCUGAUCUCGACCUCAUCGUCUCGACUUCGCCGCUGCCGCCGCCUCCGCCUCUUGGGCCCCCGCUGACCAGGAAGAAGGACGUCUUCCUCCGUCUCUGCGGCCCCCCUCUCCUCAUCGACUCCGGUCGCAAGAGUUUUGCACUUGAAAAAUGGAGCGGGAAGAAGUGUUAUAUGAUUGGCGCCAGAGAUCUGUCUAUAGUAUGGGGUGACACUCCUCGCUCCUGGAGAUGGAGUUCACUCCACGUCUCUAGAUUCCCAGAGGUGGCAGAGCUCCUUAGAGUAUGCUGGCUCGAGGUUCACGCCAAGAUGGAGAUGCGACUUCUGUCUGCUGAUACAUAUUAUGCAGCUUACUUUAUCUUCAAGUUUGUGCAUGAGAACUAUGGCUUUGAGAAUCGACCAGUGGAAGUGUCCAUCUUUCCUGGUUCCGCGGGUGAGCGAUGCACUAUUUAUUUGGAUCCUGACAGGAGGUUGAGACAGCAAUAUGAAACCUGGCGAGAGAGAUAUCCGCAUAUUGCCCGUGAUGCAUCCGCGGCAAGAGUCAUUCAGGAUAAUGAGAAACAAAUUCCUCGGGACAGAGGAGAUGGGUGGAAGGAGGUCGAUCUGGGCAAGUUUUUCGUGAGCGACCCUUCGACUGGGGAGGUUCAAAUAAACUUGAUGGAGGUGAAAAGUGGUAACUGGAAAUCCGGUCUAGUCAUCCAGGGGAUUGAGCUUCGUCCUACACAGAUGACUUCCCGAGAAAGCAGUCGUUAGCGCAUCGGUCGAUGGAGAUGAGGUGAAUGGGGAUACUGUAUAUGUUACAGAUGAUUUAUACUUCACGUAAGAUGUUACAGAACAAAUAUUUACUAGGGGGUGUUAAUAAAAAGGGAGGACCAUUAUGAAAAGUUAUCAUUGAUCGGUUCAACCCUUCUUUGGAA